CUCAAUAAAGGGCGCUAGUGUCCGUCAAGUGUCACAGCCGUUGCCCGUCUCCUCAGUAUUGUAACUUAAAUCGGUGAUUUAAUUAGGAAUAACGUAUUUUUUUCUAGAAUUUGUGAAACAUUAAGCAAUAAUGACCGACAAGAAAGCUCAGACACUUAAGUGAUUAUUCCUAAUUCAGUCCGCUCUGUUCCUAAGGCAUAUGAUUACAGAGCAUAGCGUUUAAGGGAUGUGUAAAAGUUUAGUCUCAUACCCGGUGACACCUCAUCCACCAACAGGUUUUGUCCCUGCGCCGGCACAGCCUGCUACUUACGGUAGUACACUUGCAGGUGCCGCACCGUAUGGAGUAUUUCCUAAUCAACCACAACUAUAUGCCGCGCAAGGCCCACCACCGCCAACGUAUGAUCAAACUCUUACCCAUCCAAUGAUGUAUCAGCCAAUGUAUGGUCAAGGAUAUCCAGGAUACUUAGCGGGUUAUCCUGCAUAUGGUCCAUUGCAAUAUUAUCCACCAUUAGCUGCAGCUGCUGCAUAUUAUCCCGCAGCGGCAAUGCAACCUCCAGUUAGGCCUCCUACACUCGUAAUGCCUAAUGGGUUCGAUGCUACUAAUCGAUUCGAUAGUAUUUCACAACCUGUCUUGCCACCACCCCCAACAGUCCCAAAUGCCGCCCAAUUAGCUGCAAUGGCAAGUCAUAGCGUGGCUAUAUCGCAAAAGAAGAACUUUCUAGGAGGAGGAACAGAAGGCGGUUACACCUUUUGGUAAACCAUUAAACCUUUUGUGAAACACUAAGUCUAACAAAGGCAUUGUUGUCGAGAUGAUCCAUGUAGGCAAAUCUGAUUUAUGUUAGAGUUCUACUAUUUUCACAUUGGAAGCAGCUAUUAAAUUAGUAUAUCUUGUGCGCGGAUCGAUUGCAAAAAGUAGCACUUAUUGAUUCGCAAAAUUCCAAAAUGCUUAGUAUAUAUUUUUUUUUUUGUUAUUUCGUUAGUUUGUCACAAAUUAAACGUGUGACAUAGUUUAUCAGUGCACAAUGCAAUUUUCAGAUUUUUAGCAAUCGGUCAACGCAUCGAACAUAUAUUAUGAGAUUUAAGAAAAGCAUUAAGAAAGGAAGACUCGUGCGAUGCUUAUAAUUAAUUAUAUUCGACUAUAUUCAAUUAAUUCAAAAAAAAAAAAAAAAAAAAAAAAAAAAGAAACCAGAAUCACAUCUUGUAAAUUGAAAAUGCGUGACAGUAAAGUUGUAGGUCUUUGAUAAUAUGUCGUUGUUUCAUGAUGGUAAUGAUGAUCAAGUAAGAUAAAUCAAUCUCUUGGCGUAUUUGAAGUAAAAUUUAAGAUAAUUAUUUAAAAAACAAUACAUUUAAUAUAUAUAAUUUUUCAUAAUCACACAAAUUAUGUUCAAAGUAAUUUCAUAACAUCACGCAAUAUAUUUGAAUAUUAUGAAUGCUAUACAAUUUUUUUUUUCAAAAACGAUUAAUUUUGUUUAUACAGUAUAAAAAAAAUAUCGAUUUUUUCAAGUAUAUAUAUAUAUAUAUAUAUAUAUAUAUAUAUAUUUUGAUCGAUUUUUCUGCAAUCAACGACUUUUCAAAACGCACGAGAUAUUCCAUUUUUUUUCUUUUUUUUUUUUUUUUUUUUAAUAAAAGGAAUAUUGGACGCGAGCGAGAGUAGGGAACACGGUGUUGUUCUUCUUUUUAGAAUUAACGAGUGAAUACGUGCACCAGUGGAUGCGAGUUGUCUCAUUCGCCUACAGGGAUCGAUAUUCAAAGUGUGUUCUAAGCCUUUUUUAAGCGCGACUUGGUUUUCUGCAAGACAGACCGAAGAACAAGGGGGCUACUCGUGUUAUUUUUGUUACUUUCUACAUGACUAUAUAUAUUUUUUUCGAUAUUUUUUUCCUUUGGAGUCUUUAAUGCUCCAACAUUUAAAAAAAUCAUCUUGAGUAGCCCUAACGUUUAGAAAAAGAAAAAGGAAAAAAAAAAAAAAUAUGUACGUGAUAGGAGCCCGAGGAAUGCGUGAGAGUCAUUCAUAGUUAUGAGGCUAAUUGUUGCGCUUUGUACUUCGAAUUUAGCAAACAACUAGUAGUAGUAAAACUUUUAUUAUUCUUUUUUGAUAAAAAUUUUAGUGAAGGUAGCGAGUUGGUAAAAAAAACCUUGAAAAGGUUUUAACAUCGUUAGAAUCAACAUAAUUUUGACGUGUUUUGCGAUUAAAAGUAUAAGUAUGAUGAUAUUUGAGGCUCGAGUGCCAAACGACAAAAUUAAAAUUAUAAAAAUAUAUCGAAGAUUCUCACGUAUUCAACGACUUCGAAGAUACUUACCUAUUCUAUCUAAAAGUACGCACUCUCUUCUUUAAAAUCAAUAGUCUUUCUUCCUAGUUGUUUGAUGUUUCUUUUUUAAACACAGAUUAGCUAGAUCGGCUAACAAAGUUAUUAUUUAAUUGAAAAAAGGCUUGUCCACGGCGUUCGAAUUUCAGUUUAAGCGGGUUAAACUGUGCUUUAAUUGAAAUAGUUACCAUAUAGUGAAAUUUGUUGAUAAAUAAUCUUUUUCUUCUGUCUCUUAAAUAAAAAAAAUACCUAUAAUAUUCAAAAUGAUCAGUGUGAAAUUUGAAAAGAAUACGUGAGUAUACAUCCUUUCUAAUUGCAAUAAUAAUUUCAAAUUUUGGUUCAAAUUCCAUAGUAAUUAUGUGGAAACUAGAUUCAAUCAAAGCUCAUGAAGGAAACAAAUAGUUGACUCAAUUUCAAAGUACAAAUUGAAUAUCCAUGUAAGUAGUGGGAAAAUUCGUAACGACGGGGUCAAGCUUUAUGUCAGCCAUAUUAGGCGAGUUGCGAUGAUGAUAACGGUAAGCAACGCAGCGAAUUCGUAAUGCCUAUAAUUAAUAUUCAGUGCAGAAUUAUUAACAACUAUACUUUUUCUGAAAACGUAAGAUCUAUUUCAAGAAAUGAAGAGACAUACGAAAAAUUUCGAAGAUCAUUAAAAAUUAGUUGCACAGCUACGAAAGCGACUGUUUUGCUCCGCGAUCAUAGGCAUAUAGUACAGUGAACCUGCUGAUAGGAUACUUGGAAUGUUCCGUUCUGCAGGUGCACAAUUAAACACGAUAUUAAUUAAGCAAUGAAGAUCGAAGAAACUAAUUUACAAUUGGUGAUAGCUUAGGAUAGGACCAAGAAUCGCAGUUCUAUUUAGAAAUUUUCGAAAUGGGUGUUCCGGCAAACUUGACCAGUACCCUUAUAUGUUUCGCAUUGGGCUUUAUCAGGAUAGAUGUUUAAAAAUAUCUAUAUUGUUAAAAAGUGAUUUUUGCUUCUCCAAUCAGAAGUUAAAAUUAAUUGACGAUAAAUCAAAUCAUGAUUUCUAUUUUGCCCUGAUGAAUUAUUAUUUAUAUAAAUCAAGUUUAUUGCGUGAAAGUUGUAAAUUUUACUUGAAAAUGUUAUCCAAUAUUAAAUUUUGCAGUUAAAACGCAGGAACUUCCUAUAAAAUUACUACUGUUCUUUGUAUUUUGUGAUAUCUGAUUACCUCAAAAUCUAAAACAGAAUAUGUAGGUAUUUGUCUUGUUUUGUACCAUCCUCGAAUUUAAUUCAGUUUCUACGAAAAAAAAAAAAAAAAAAAAAA
This is a messenger RNA of Apis mellifera (honey bee), 3582 nucleotides long. RefSeq names its product DAZ-associated protein 2. The record is from RefSeq and is a predicted model, not a curated record. Bases 227 to 757 code for a protein of 176 amino acids. The transcript has 6 exons. Lineage: Eukaryota; Metazoa; Arthropoda; Insecta; Hymenoptera; Apidae.